CGAUAAAAUUGAAAUCACAUUUGCGCUCGUCCUGUCAGUGACAAACCUGACCAAUUAUGGACGGCGGCUACCAGCAGUACCAGCUGCGGCAGAAGAAGGCCAAGGAGCAGGCCCAGUUGCUGAAAAAGCAGAAGGAAGAGAAGCGGGUGAAAACCCUGUCCGACUACACGGCCGAGGCAAAAACCAAGCCGUAUCCCCAGAUCCGGGGGUCGAAACUGCGCCAAUCUUCCGCGCUGGCACCGAUCUCCGAGCCGGCGGAAUGGCUGGAGCAGAGUAGCAGCAAUCGAGAUGGCGGGGCGGGAGGUGGCAUCAUAGGCGGCGCGAUCGGGGAGGAGGAUGACGAAUUUGAGUCACUCUGGGCGGAGGUGGGCAUGAGUGGAGGGAGUGGUUCGUCCGGGACAGAAGAUGCCAGUGCAACAACGACGUCUUUGACUUCGAAAAACAACACCGGGAGCAGCAGCAGCGCGGGACUGUCUACUCGCGGGCUGCUGGCGGGAGGGACGGCUUCUGCAGCGUCCACCCCUAGCAGCUCCUCCUCAGCGCAACAGGGGUCUUACCUUGCGGAAUACGAGAAAAGAAGGAAGCUGUCGGGCGGCAUUGCGUCAACUACAUCUGGAGGCGCAACACCAUCUUCAUCGAGCAGUGCCGGUAAUAAUGGACUUAAACUCUCCUCAAGCUACGGUGUGGUGGGGCGCUCGAAAAAUGGAAGUUCUGGUGGAAUCUCUGGAGCUGCGUCGUCUUCAACAUCGUCCACGCCGGCGUCGUCUACAUCUACGACUGCAACUAAAACCAAGCCAAAGUUCACUCCGGAACCGCGACAAGCUGCUCAGAUACCGGAGGCAGGAACUACUGCUUCUUCAACAUCAGUAGGAGCACCUCCGUACUACUCCGCACGGUCAGAAGACCACGAGGCAGAUGAAAAGAAGAACGCCACCAUCGAGCACGCCAUGCGUUUGCUGGGUGCGGACGCGGAGGACAGUGCGUCUUCGUCGUCCAGUAGCUCGGCCGCGGCUUCACCUGUGGAGGACAAGAGCCAUGAUGACUCUGCUGAAAAUAAAUCUUCCUCGUCGCUGCAGUCACAGAAGAUCAUCGCAAGCCAACCAAACACCUUCGUCGACGUGAAGCCGACAAAACUGAUCAAAAACCAUUCCGGGGAAAGCAUCGACGACAGUUUGGACGAGACCACAGGAAAAGCGGUACUGGGCCCGAAGAUCCACUUGGUUGCCAGUGAUGAGGACGACUUGUCAGAUGCGAGUCCAACGACGGGAACUACUGGACUGGGGGGAGGAGACAAUUUAAAUUUCAACACCACUUCCGAGUCAAACUUUCUCAAAACCUUGCACAUACUGGAGGAGGACGUGAAGCCUGGUAGUAGUUCAUCAUUUCCAGCGGCUGAUGGACUUCCAACCGACAAGAAAGUAGAAGUCAAAGUCGACACACUGUUUGAAGACGUCGAGAGUGGAAAGAGCAUGCAAAAGCGAAGUACAGAUACAGAAACCACUUCCCCUCCGCCAGGACCAGGGAUGAAGCAAGCAGCUCAUAUGUAGUGAGGUCACCGAACGGUUCUAACCAGGGAGUUUUUUUGACAGCUACCCUGAAAAACGACCGGCAGUUUUCAAGCGGCCGGAAGCGUUUUUGCACAUAAAAAAUUUGCACUUAUCAAGCGGCCGGGGCUUUGAAGUCAAACAAGCCCGGUGGAAAGCUAUCGAUUCGCACUUGAUAAAACGACGCAGGGGAGCCGGCAAAAGGGGCGCCCUUCUGAGGCGCCCACCGCCUUGAUUUCUGGCGAUUUGGGGCGCCCAAAAAGGGGCGCGCAAAGAACGCGCUCAAAAUCAGAACAGCGAAGCAGCAUGGCACGGCCGCGAUUUCGGAGCACUUUAGGCGGCCGCGAAAGCGGCCGCCUUUUCGCCGCUUUCAGAGCCUGGGAAGCUUUGCAAAAAGCGCCGGCGUGAAAAAUAAAAACGCGAAAAAGAAAAAGCGCCCCAGACGCGCAAAGCCAAUCCGCAUGCUAUGGGCCCGAUUUUUCUUCGCUUUUUGGGCGCCCCCCGUAGCACCCGGAUCGGCCCCAUAGCAUGGGGGCUGGCUUUCGGAAAGGAAUUUCGGGAAUUCGCCAAAAUUUGUGACGUUUCUCAAGUGACCGCCAUACCGUGCGGCAUAACGUUCCUCACGGUGGUAUGGCGAGCCCAAAAAAAGCAAAGCCGCGGCCAAGGCGGCGGUCGGCAAAAAAACGCCCACGACCUCACUACCCCCGCCCCGGCGGCUAUAUUUCGUAAUUCCCCGACCGUCGUUGGCGCAGUUCAUCCGAGCGGCACCACCUUCGAGAGAUUCGACGUGAGUGACGAGGAAUCUAGUUCAGAUGAGGAAGACGACGGCACGUCUGCGCCUGGAAUCAUCGGCGAGGAACACUCCGAGGAGGGGGACUCGGUUUUGCCGCAUGUGAAAGUCUAUCAAAUGGAAAAAUGUCUGGGUCUGGAAACUUGUAAUACUGCGUUGGGAAUAGUGAAUGCCCUGUAAUGCACAGCCAAGCAUGAGAAAUAUCUGCGCUUUUUUGUGUUCGCGUUUUUCGCAUGACAAACUACGUUAUUGCAUGACAGGCAAAAGGGUCUCUUCUUGGACACGCAUCGCAAGCUUUUUGGUCAUGCCAGACAAGCAUGACAAAUCUCGCAAUCUUGCAGACCCAGACAUAUUUACAAUUCACAAAGUCGAUUUGGACACCAGUUCGGUGAAGGAAGAAAAUGAAAAUGAAAAUUCGUUUGAAGGCGCGGCUUCAGGGAGCAGGCAGGGGAAAGUGAAAGACAAACAAGUAGUAGAUGCUCCGGCUGGAGGGGACGGCGACUCUGACACUUCCGAAGAGGACGGGGGAAAUGAGGACGAUUCUGACGGCGAGAUUGAGAGAUUCGACGUGGUACAGCCAGGAGAUGACCAUCAAGACGAGCAAGGUCACCGAGCAGGAACCACAACACUGCACCAACACGAAAUAAUAUCCGCCAGAAGCCCCGGGCAGUCUCAGACCUUCGAUGCUGCGAACGCGACCUCCGCUGCGCAGAGUCCGCUGCAGGACGGCCCGGUCACCGCUGAGGAUGAUGAUGUGAUUUGGCCGAGUAACGAAGAAAAAAGUGUUAACGUAGAAAACGGUUUUCACGGAAGAUUCCAGUCAUGCAUUUACAGAUUUUGCCUACCACGCAUGCUAUGCAAUACAAAUUUUGAAAGUCGUGUGCUUCUGCAUCAUGCGUUAUUGCAUCACAGAUUCCGUUAACGUUCCCGCUUUUUCCUGUGAUACCCAGUCACGAAGAAAAAUCCUCCGUCGACGGAUCGGCGACGUCGCCGACGAAAGACCUGUUGAUACCCCUCCCCCGGACAAAAUCCGAGCAGCAACAGGAAAGUAAUGCUAAAUCUGCUUCUGCUUCUUCGGGACCGCGAAGUAGAACCGGAACACUAGUAAACGGGAAGCAGAACGACAACCACAGCGGCGACCAGAUGCAGCUGAGUCCGACUUUAUCUGGGGAGAGAACGCCGGUGGAGAUGCUGCAUGAGGUUUUGGAGUUCCGAGAGCGGAAUUUGCCAAAGGAAAGGGCGGAUAAAAAUUCUUCACCUGCUGGGAGUAGUGGCGGCAACGUCAAGCACUCGCCUACCAGCCCCGUGGUCAGCCCCGCGACGAAAGUGAUUGUGGAGGAUUUGGCAAGGGAAACCGCGGAAAGUAUUCUGUCGAAAUCCACCCGGGGGAUCGGGGAGGGAGCGCCGCAAGAGGGAAGUUAUGAUGCCGAAGCUCCUGUGUUCUUGCAGGACCUGCAAACGAACGAGCAGAACGACGUUUCUAUCGUGAUUCCUUUCUCGCCGAUGGAAGAGCAGGAUGGUGUGCUGGUCAAGGUGGAGAAUGAGUACAAUAUUACGUCGUCUUCACCAGCACGGCCAGGAGACAAAAGCCACAAAGCUGCAGUAGAAAAAGAACGACCAGAUGAGGAAAAGGAUCUCGUCCUCCAGCCGUUCAAACAGGAAAUAUCAAAUGUAAAAAUGUCUGGGUCUGGAAGAAUGCAACUUGUCAUGCUAAAUCUGAAGCAUGCAAAAAUCUGUGUUGCGUGAUUGCCAAAAGUCGCCCACUUUUGACCAAGUCGGGAGGCAGUUUCUCAUGCAGGAUAGGUAUGAGAAAGAUCGCGCAGAAUCUGUCAUGCUAGGUCCUGCAUUCCAGACCUCAUGGGUCAUGGAAAAGCUGCAUGACAAAUCGCGCAUUCUUCCAGACCCAGACCUUUUUACAUUUGAUAGGAAAGGAAGCAAGGCAAUUUGAACAGCGUGUUGGCUGCGUUCCAAGCCGGAAUAGACCAGAUAGAAACGGGGAAAACUACGGACGAUGGUCCUGAUAGUAGAGUAGACGACGGAAGAGCAUCUUCAAACAGAAGAGAGAACAACGAGAUGAAGGGGCAGGCGGCAUCAGGUUCUGCUUCUUCGGGGGCUAGAGAACAAGACGAUGUUGACCAUGCACACGGGGGAGAAACCUCGCCGCUUCCCGCGGGAACUAGGACAGACAAAAACGCCAAUUUUAUCCCACGAAAAAACUGUUUCACUGUGAUGAUUUUGCAAGAACCGCAUGACAAGCUUGUUACACAUGACACAGAAAAUUUGCCAUGCGCGUCCCCCAAGGGAAAACACGCUUGAAAAUCCAAUGUCUUGGAGGUGUAGCAAGACAAAUAGUUCUGCAUUCCGUUUUCUGCAUCACAAGUUCACAGUGAAACAGUUUUUUUCUUGGAUAAAUUUCCUCGCAGAAUUCGAUAUCGAUGACGACCUGGAGGCGAUCUACGCUUCGAUAUGAACUGCAAAAGUAUCGUACUCGUAGUAAUUGCUUGCAGUCAUGCAUUACAAUUUUUUUCCCUGAAGUAAAUCCGCAUGACAAAUUUUCUUUCUCAUGCUGACGGAAUUUGUAAUGCAUUUAUACGAGUACGAUACUUUUGCAAUGCAUAUUCGAACGCUAGGAACAAUAACCCACUGCAGCAUCUAAAUACCUUCACCAAUCAGAAACAAGAAACUAAUCUCGGCAAGAAGAACUCAUCUUCUAGUCGAAACAAAAACGCGGACGGACUUUCCAUGCAGGGCAUGUUGGCGGGAAGCAACACAGCCACACAAUCUAACGUUCCUGAUGGGUCAACAUCUUCUACCACGGGGACCACGACCGCCAAGCAGGAGUUUAUUAUGUCCAGCAAGCCGGCCGGGAAGUCGAAGUUCGUAGCGAGGCAAGACCCCUUCGAAGCGGCGUUGCGACAAAAGAUGCAGAACAAAGAGAAGGUGAGUGGUACUUCUUCUAAGAAUGCGCAGUUGAACUUGAACAACAGCAGUGUAGGGUUGAAAACAGGGGAAACGCCUCCCGAGGAUCCACAAGGCGGAGGUACUAGAAAGGAUUCGACGGAAUUGUUCCAAGAUGCCGACAGCGAUUUGGGGCUCACAUCUCCCGCGUCUUCAGCGAAGAAAAGCCCGACAGGAAAAAAUGAAGAUGAACGAGGUGAAAGAGUAGUAGAACAGGCAAGCAGUAGCAGCUCCAGUAAAAUAAAGAAUGACAGAAAUAAGAAAUCUUCUGCACAAGCGGGCUACUCAGCGCCCAACGUUUCCGAGCAGGUCAGCUCUGUUCUUUCGCAGUACCGCAGGCCGGAUUUGAAGGAAAGCUUGGAGAAACUGGAAAGAGAAAUCAAGGAAUCCAGGGGCUUGGGGAAAAAUGCGAAAAGAAGUGAGGGGGAAGCACAACAGGGGAAGUUACUCGAGGAGGGUUCGGGGAAAGAGUAUUCGUUUUUAUGUAUGAGGAGGUGUGGUCUUUCUAGGCUUGUUAGGGGCGCAAAUGAUCGUAGUUCAUGGAAUAUUAAACUUGCAAGAACUUCUAAAAAUCGCACAAAAACCUAAACCAGCGACGACGACUUCCGUUUCCCGGAUCAUGCGGGUCCCGACUCCAUCCCGGAUGAGCCAACCGACCAGGCGGAAAUAGACCGUUUGGAAAAACAGGAGCGGGCAAUGUGGGACGAACUGGAAAAGAAACCGAAAGUGGCGAAAAAGGGCGCCAUACAGCCGAAAACGCAAGAGUCCCUUAUAACCCGCUCAGGUGUUACAAUCUCAAACGUUGCAAUAGAGUCUGAGUCUUGUCUUGCAUGAUGAGCAUGAUCUAGCCAACUCUCAUAGGGUUGCGCUGACAAGUUCCGGAGCUCCAAACCCCACUACAAUCGGGGGAAAUUUGUAUUGCAAAAGGUGGAUGAACGCUGUGAGAGUCUGUCAUGCCCAUGAUGCAACACAAAUUCCAGAUUCUAUUGCAACGUUUGAGAUUGUAACGCUUGAGUAGGUCAUAUCCCUGCUGAGCUACCGGGAGUUUGUCCAGGACUAUCUCAUGAGCUUGGGGGUAAGUAUGAGUAAGCAGGAAGUAGCACAAGUACUUGUUGGAAUUAGGUCCUCCACGUGUUUUACUGUGUGCACCUUGUUAAGCUUUCACUUUCUGUUAUGGUGCUUCAGUAGAUGGUCUUGCAUGAUUCAGUCUAUGUGGGAAAGAUGAAAAUGAACGUGAUACUCCUGGUGAAGAUGUAUUAGCACAAUAUCCACCAGCAUCACAUUCACAUUAUUAAAUCAUCUUCUAUCCUAUCUUCCCAGGACCAGCCCGGCGCACCAUCUUCGAGCGGCGCCUUUUCCACCGCGCAGUCCCGUAGUACUGGCUCGUCAAGUAAGAGCUCCUCCUCGUCUGCCCUCUGCUGCCUCCUGCCCUCCUCCGCGGCCAUCACCGACCCGGAAAUGCUGCGGGAGAAGCAAUAUGCACUGCAAAUAUGCCAGGCUGGAAGGAUGCAACUUGUGAUGCACAUUUCACACAACACAAAGAUCUGUCAUGCAUACACGGCAAAUGCGUAUGCGGCCCAAAAGUUGGAACCGAAAGAUAAGAUUUGUCAUGUGGAUUAGGCAGUGAGACACGUCGUUCUCAAGACGUGUCAUGCCAGGACUUGCAUGCCAAACUUUCUGGGUCACGCAAAACCUGCAAGACAUCAAACUUCUGCAUUCGCCCAGACCCAGACAUAUUUGCAUUUGAUAAGCAAAUCAUCAACAAACUCGCCUUCCACACCAACUACGAGCCCAGCGGCAACGAAACGCACUUACGCGCGUUGGGGACGCUGUACAAGAAGCUCACCACCUCCCCCACGUCCCUAUGAACUGCAUAUUAGAAAGUAUCGUACUCGCACAAAUGCCAGAUGACUUGCAACAUGACAAAUUUGGCUUCUUAGUUAACUCGGCCUGACAAAUUCCAUUUGUCAUGUUGAGAAAAUUUGAAAUGCGAUUUAUUUCCCUACUAGUACGCUAUCGCUACUUCAACUUCUGCAAUUCAUAAUCCCCCUUGCCGGUGGAUUCCCGGUGGGAGGUGCUCGGCUUCCAGAACACGGACCCGAAAACCGAUAUGGGGUUCUCAAACGUUACAUUCUCAACUGUUAUAUGCUUUCUCAUGGAAAGUGACCAUGACCCGCCAGACGAUCAAGCUGCUGCGCAUGACAAAUUCUCGGCGGGCUAAACAGCACUAUAAUCCGCACCGAACCUGUAAUGCAAGACGCGCAAGAAUCUCCCUCUCACCUGUGCUAGUCUUGCAUUACAAACUCAUGUAUAUUAACAGUUGAGAAUGUAACGUUUGAGAACGGCGCCAUAACCGACCUGAACCGGUUCGGGAAGAUGUGCAACGUGUGGCACUUGCUCCACUUUUACUACAAGGACGGGGCGCUGUAUCACGAGAAAAAAGUAUUACAGUUACACAUUUGUUGGAGUUUCUGCAUCACAAGUUUUCUCUGUGUGGCAAAGGAGACCUGUAAGGCGAAGAUCAUAAGGGAAAACAGGAAGGAAACGAGGCUCCCAAGCAUUUUCUGCAUGAGAAAGGUUGUCUGUGUUGCCGGUCUUGCAACACAUGUAACACUUUUUUCUUGCGAUACGCUGCUGGAGAAGAUGUGGCUCUUGUCGCAGGACUCCGUGCAGGAAUUCCCGCUCUUCUGCACGUCGAUCCAGUUUAUCCAAUGCAAAAAUGUCUGGGUCUGGAAGACUUUGAGAUUUGUCAUGCUUGUCUGGCAUGACCAAAAAGUUUGUGAUGCGUGUCCAAGAAGAGACCCUUUUGCCUGUCAUGCAAAAACGCAGUUUGUCAUGCGAAAAACGCGAAAAAAUAUUUCUCAUGCUUGCCUGUGCAUUACAGAGCGUUCACUAUUCCCAACGCAGCAUUACAAGUUGAAGUUUCCAGGCCCAGACAUUUUUGCAGUUGAUCCAGUUCUCGAAGCUCGUUUUGGAAAUCUUUUACACGCCCACGGAGAUCUAUCGCAGGAAAAAACUGUUUCACUGUAAACUUGUAAUGCAGAAAAAGCAUCGCAGAAGUGUUUGUGUUGCUACACAUGCAAGACAAAUGAUUUUUAGCCGUGUUUUCCCUUAGCAUCCUCGCAUGGCAAGCUAUGUUUGUAUGUCAUGUGUAACGAACUUGUGAUGCAAAACUUGCAAAAUCCUUAGAGUGAAACACUUUUUUCGUACGAUAAGAUCAACCCGGAGCAUGGGGGCGUCAUCGAGGACCAGUACAAGUCGGCCCGGGGGAAAUUGGUCAGGUUUUUGAACUCGGCCAACCUCGGCGUCAUCGACGGGUUGGCCUUUGUGCAGAACGCGCUGUUGUUUGCGUUCUAUGACCGGUGGCAAUCGGAAGUGCUGACGAUAACGGCCUUCGGCAAGGUCUACAAAGACAUCGAGACGGUGUGCAGGACGAAGAACCUGAUCAGUACAGGAUACUUGUGGAUUUAUCAUGCGGUUUUGUGCUAUGAGAAGAGACUUUGUCAUGCUAAUAUACAAAAACAAGGUUUCGUAAACCGGUACAACGAGUACAAAGAGCACCUUCGAAAAGCGAACGACCCAGUAUCGCCGGCUCAGAUAGAACAAUCUCGAAUCGAACAAUUUGUCAUGCAGAAGUGCAGAAACCAGACGAGAUUCUGCUUUUGCGCUCAAUGCAAUACAAGUUGCGGGUACAACUUCUAGUUCUACUUUUACAUUUGUUCGUGUUCAGAUUGCUCCAGCUGAGCAAGGCAUACCCAUCACGCCUCGAGUUUACUGACCUCGGCGGAUCGAGAGCGCAGCCAGCGGCGACGAAGAUGUCAAGGGCUGAGCAAAAGCGGUUGAACCAAUACGCGAAUCAGGAUUGAUGUAGUUCUAGGCGUGGCCCCUCUACUUGAGCUGCAGAGGUUCGAGCUCUAGUAGGGCGCAGAUAAUUUUAUGAAAUAUUUAUCGUGACAAAAAUAUGAUGACGGCAGCGAUAGCAGCAGCGAACUGCAGCACUACAUGAUGAAAAAUUUAUCGACUUAUCCGUGGGUGGUGAAAACAACUGAUCAACAAGAACAAAGGAAGUGUAAGGAGCAAAUCCAGACGAGACCAUUGAAGACACACUGAAUAUUAAAACGCGUUCAAUAUAGUCGCUUGGAUUUUUUGUACGAGCAGAAAUGUUUCAUUGAGCUGCGCCUGCCCCUGCGUGGCAAUUUCGACGUAUGCGCCGUCCCUGAGAAUUUUGAAGUCUAACUCUUUUCGAAAGACCGGACAGUCGCGAUUACCGAAAUUGUUCGCAGGUGAAAUUUUUGAAUCACAUACGGUGGAACCACCUGCGACGCCGGCGAAACAAUUUCAUACAUUCUUCGAAAGACUCAGUACGCGUUUCGGCAGGGGCGGUGUCAGUAU
Amoebophrya sp. A120 is the source of this 9684-nucleotide messenger RNA. NCBI's taxonomy places the organism in Eukaryota, Dinophyceae, Syndiniales, Amoebophryaceae. The record is from the annotation of a GenBank genome assembly.